Molecule: messenger RNA, 585 nt
Organism: Parastagonospora nodorum SN15
Lineage: Eukaryota; Fungi; Ascomycota; Dothideomycetes; Pleosporales; Phaeosphaeriaceae
Exons: 4
Coding region: 1-585 (194 amino acids)
Source: RefSeq, a predicted model, not a curated record
AUGUUGUUUUCAGGCGUCUUUACCGCCGCCGCCCUUCUUGCCGCUCAAGUUACUGCUCACGGAGCCGUUACUAGCUAUGUUAUUGACGGUGUGACCUACCCUGGAUACACCGGCUUCUCCCCAGCAUCCUCUCCUAAGACAAUCCAACGUCAGUGGCCAGAUUACAACCCCACCAUGACCAUCACCGACAGGAAAGUGAUGUGUAAUGGUGGCACAUCUGCGGAUCUUGUUGCUAAGGUGGCUGCUGGUGGCAAGAUCAAGGCGAUCUGGGCACAAUGGACACAUGAACAAGGACCUGUCAUGGUUUGGCUGUACAAGUGUGCAGGAGAUUUCAAGAGCUGUGACGGCAGUGGAAAGAAAUGGUUUAAGGUGGACCAGGAGGGCAUGACUGCACCACCUCUCAGUGGUCGCAACUGGGGUACGGCAAAGGUACUGAAGAACCUAUACUGGGAGUCUACGAUCCCCAAGACGCUUGCUGCGGGCAAUUACCUCGUGCGCCAUGAGCUUCUUGCUCUUCACCAGGCAAAGACGCCCCAGUUCUACGCCGAGUGCGCUCAGGUACAAAUGACCUGCGCUUUUCUUUAA